AUGAGAACUCAUGCUUUCUUUGACGACGGCCGACGAAACGUGAACGGCGGGCUGGUGUUUCUGGGGCUUCUUCGAUUCCAAUUGCAGGCUAUCUAUGAUCCUGCGCUCCAUUUCCUCCCAAGGAUCAACCACUACAAACCACCUCCAACAAUGUCUUUCUUCCGCAUCACCCUUCAUCGCUCCGCCAUCGGUCUUCCCGAGCGCACACGAGGUGUCCUCGCCGCUCUAGGCCUGCGCCGUCGUAUGCAGACCGUCUUUCAUCCCGUUCACCCACAGUUCGCCGGUAUGAUCCUCAAGGUGAAGGAGCUGGUUCGUGUUGAGGAGGUAGAUCGCGCCCUGAGCAAAAGAGAAGUGAAGGCUGCACGGACGCCGGAUCCCGGGUUUUAUGUUGAAAAGGCUGUGCCAAGAAUGUAA
Molecule: messenger RNA, 414 nt
Organism: Fusarium proliferatum ET1
Lineage: Eukaryota; Fungi; Ascomycota; Sordariomycetes; Hypocreales; Nectriaceae
Product: putative ribosomal protein L30
Exons: 3
Coding region: 1-414 (137 amino acids)
Biological process (GO): translation
Cellular component (GO): large ribosomal subunit; mitochondrion
Molecular function (GO): structural constituent of ribosome
Source: RefSeq, a predicted model, not a curated record